This is a messenger RNA of Aspergillus tanneri, 852 nucleotides long. RefSeq names its product putative HIT finger domain protein. Gene Ontology annotation, biological process: chromatin remodeling. Bases 1 to 852 code for a protein of 283 amino acids. NCBI's taxonomy places the organism in Eukaryota, Fungi, Ascomycota, Eurotiomycetes, Eurotiales, Aspergillaceae. Gene Ontology annotation, molecular function: nucleosome binding. The transcript is spliced from 3 exons. Gene Ontology annotation, cellular component: Swr1 complex. The record is from RefSeq and is a predicted model, not a curated record.
AUGUAUCACGUCGAAGUGCUUCCCAAUUCAUCCACCCAUCUCACUCCGGGGUGGACCUAUGUCCCCGAUCGAGGCUUCGACCCAGCCAAAGCAGCCAUCACGCCCGCCAUCGGAAGAAAACGCGGAAUCCGCGACCCCGGGCGCACCGAUCUCUCGUCCCGACAGACUAAUGCCAUUGUUCGACAUCUAGCUGAACUAGAUCGUGAGAAUCACAGAGAUGUUCACAUCCCUAUACCUACCAAACAAAAGGAUACUGCCGGGAGAGGAACAAGAGGAAAAGUCACCUCCAAUGUCCGGCGUAUUUUACAAUCUCAAAAGACGUUCCGGAAUUACCUGGACGAUGAAGAAGCUGCACUGGCGCAGGCUACACAGACUAUGAACCCCCCGUCACGUCCGUUUCUUCAUAAAGUCUCGAAACCUUCCUCGUUAAGACGCAGUUCCACACCCGCCACUACUACUACUACUACCACUACUACUACCACGCCGAAACCUGAGACUGCGCGCCCGAAGAAACAAUCGUCCACUCGGUUUUCGUCGGCGCGGACUUCAACCACCCCCGCCGUGGCAGCGACCACGGGGCCUCAGGACACAGGGAAGAAAAAGGAUGGGUCUCGUACCCCGGCCGAUACCGAACCCGACCAAGAAACCGAACCAGAAACCGAACCAGAAGAUACCGACCGUCUCAUCAAAUCCGAACAUGAUAAUGACCCUCUGCUUCGAUCAUAUGUCCCCUCUGUGCCGUCGGAACGUAUCAUGCAAGCGCUUCUGGCGGAGCCGCCGCUGUCGUAUAAUGCGUCGCGGGCUAGUCUUCCUCUUAUAGUGAAGGCGCCGCGGUAUUUUUGCUUGUUAUAA